AAAUAUGCUGUAGUGGAUCUGCAACGCCCCCUUAUAUAUAAUUUUUUUUUGUUUAUUGUGAUUUUUGUGAUAUGUUUCGCGCGGUUUCUGUGCUUUAGGAUGAAACGAGUUUGAUUUAAAGGCGUAGUUCUGUGACACAGCGGUCAUAAACACAUGUGGAAGCAGCGCCCGUUCAACUUCACUGUCUUCCUCUGAGGAUUGAUUGAAGUCCCCUCAGCAUGCUGUCGCUGAAAGAGAAGGACCGUCCCGUGGCGAGGAAGCUGCUGAGCGCCGGCUGCUGUGUGCGGUGUGUGCUGCGCUUCUGCUGUGUGGGAAGCAGCUCCGCGUACAGGCGCUCACACCAGGACAUGCACAAGGAGCUUCUCGCCUUCGUCGGUGAGGAGUCCCAUGAUGCACCUGGAGAGGGCGAGACUGACGACCCGCCCAGUAAACGCAUGAGAGUGGAGGAGGGUUGCUUCACUGAGCCGGACUCGGACGUUUGUCCCGUCUGUCUGGGAGUCCUGCAGGACUUCUGUCAUCCCACUUUUGCCAAACAGGUGUCAGACGCUGUGAAGAAGCAGCAGUUUGAGUUUGACAGUCUCGUGCUGACCGUUUCUCUUCCUGCCCAGCUGUCCAUCAGAGAGCACUCCUGCUGGCUGCAUGUCAGGAAGGAAGUCCGGGAGAAGAGCAUGUGUUUGGGGAAAGAUGAUGUCAUCCAGGUGAAGGAUGCGUUCAAGUGGGCCGUACAGGGGAAGAUCGGCCAGGAACUGGGAGCUGCUGUCCUGGCCAAUAGUCCGUGUGAAGUGGGCGUCGGGUUUAUCCACCCAGAAACCGAGGAGGACUGUCAUUUCUUAGCGAACACCUGUCCAGACUGUUUCAAACCUGGCAAAAACAAAGCGUCCAUCUUCACCAGGAUGGCGGUGCUCAAAGCUCUGGAGAAGAUCUCCGACGAGACGUUCAGCAGGAAUUACCCAUGUCCACCGAAGAAACCACACACUCCAUGUUCAGCGCGGGACACCUCAUGUCUCCACACGUCCGUCUUUAUAGCAGGUCGGUACAAUAAGUUCUCCCGGGAGCUCCCGCAGACGCCGUGGGUGAUCGAUGGAGAGAGGCGGAUGGAUGGAUCCGUGGAGGAGCUGAUCGCCGCCCCGCUCCUGUCCUCCUUUAAAGCUGACGGUUUUAACUUCUCAUCUUCAGGACGAGAAGACGUGGACGUGAGGACUCUGGGAAAUGGUCGACCGUUCGCUCUGGAGCUUCUGAACCCACAUCGAACCAAAUUCAGCCGAACCGAGAUCCAACAACUACAGGAGACGAUCAACCAGUCGUCCGACAAAAUAAGAGUACGACACCUUCAGAUUGUUACCAGGGAAGCAACAAGCCGCAUGAAAGAGGGCGAAGAGGAGAAGACCAAGACCUACAGCGCCCUCAUCUGGACUCAGAAAGCCAUCGACGACUCGGAUCUGGACUUCCUGAGAAACAUCAAGGACCUGAAGAUCGCUCAGAAGACUCCGCUGAGAGUCCUGCAUCGCCGGCCGCUGGCGGUCCGACAGAGACUCGUCCACUCCAUGAGUGCCGUUCACCUGGACACACACCACUUCACCUUGAAGCUGUGCACACAGGCCGGGACUUACAUUAAAGAGUUUGUGCACGGAGACUUCGGCCGCACCAAACCCAACCUCUGUGACCUCAUGAAAACCGACGCCGAUAUCCUGGAGCUGGACGUCGAGUCCGUCGACAUCGACUGGCCUCCUGCUAUUCCAGAUUGACAUUCGGGAUUUUGAGAAUAGUUUUUGUAUGUCAGGAGUAUAUAUUUCUGUCAUACGGUUUUUUGUUAGUUUGACUGAACUGAAGCUGAAGCACGAUACGAUAUGCAUUUUCCUUAAUAAACAGCCUAAUUUUG
Pimephales promelas (fathead minnow) is the source of this 1879-nucleotide messenger RNA. The record is from RefSeq and is a predicted model, not a curated record. NCBI's taxonomy places the organism in Eukaryota, Metazoa, Chordata, Actinopteri, Cypriniformes, Leuciscidae.